CACCUUUGUGCUACUUCCAGCUCAAACACUCAUCAACUGUAGCUAGCGGUUAAUUGGACUGAUUUAUCACUCAAUUUUAUCUUAUCGCUGUGCAUGGUAUGAAUGAUAUGUGUAGCAGAAAGAAAACAGCAUUGAUAACACGUACACAAUUCCACUCAGCCGAAGCAAAUUUGAUGAUAAGGUGUGAUUUCUUGGUAGCUAAUGAAAAUAUGGCUAGAAUAGCUGAGCGAUCAAAAAAUUCCAGCUUAAGUCUUCAGUACAACAUUGGCAAUAAUAUAAUGUGGAUUGCGCGCAUAUUGCUUUGAAAAAAACAAAGAAACGGAAAAUAAAUACGACGCGAGUGUGUUGCAAUAUCGACGAGUGACAAAAAAAUAUUGUUUUCCAACGAGCAUUCACACGAAAUAUAACGGUAAAAAAAUGCAAGUGAAUUGAUGUCUACGUCGGCAGUACGGAAAUUUCGAAACUUUAUAUGCGCUAUUUGAUGCUUUUAUUAUCGAAAUUGGAAAACUAAAAAAAAAAAAAAAUAGAUCUUGAAAAUGUUGAGCGCCUUCAGUACGGUUGUACCAUACUUGAAAUUCAAUCCCACAUAUGUGAUCGUCGACAAUUUUGUUUUUAAAUUGCAUUAUCGAUGGACAUUCAUAAUUUUGUUGGUGGCCACCAUUUUGGUGUGCAUGCGUCAAUAUUUUGGUGAACAUAUAAAAUGUAUAACGGACACCAUACCGUCGCAUGUCAUAAACACAUAUUGCUUCUUUACGCCUACCUUCACGCUGGUGCGUCAUCUAAAUAAUAGCGCUUUGGAGAAGGGCAUCAUAUUUCAGCCUGGCAUUGGACCUGAAGAGUCGCAACAUGAAGAAGUCAAACGGCACGGUUACUAUCAGUGGGUACCCUUUGUACUCUUCGGACAGGCAUUGCUCUUCUACAUACCGCAUUCUUUGUGGAAAAGUAUUGAAGGUGGCCGCAUUAAGGCACUCGUCUUCGGUUUGCGUAUGGUCGGUCUCUCGCAGUAUUUAAAAAAUGAAAGUCUUAAAAUCGGAAAAAUUAAUAUGCCUUCUAUGGAGGAGACGGAGUCACGUGUGAAGAAUAUACGUCGUGCCAUGAUCGAUCGUAUGCGCAUUAAUCAAUCGUGGGGUGCACAUCUUGCUUUUACGGAAUUCCUGAAUUUGCUAAAUAUUUUAUUGCAAAUUUAUUUGACAAAUCGUUUUCUCGGCGGCGCCUUCUACAGCUUGGGAGUCAAAGUAAUACAAGAGCGUUGGACCGAUCAAAUGGAUGCUCUGGAUGUGGUAUUUCCGAAAAUCACGAAAUGUCAUUUUCGUAAAUUCGGUCCAAGUGGUUCACUACAGAUACAUGAUACACUCUGUGUUAUGGCAUUAAAUAUCAUCAACGAGAAGAUUUAUGCGAUUUUAUGGUUUUGGUAUCUUUUCGUGUUGGUGAUGACGAUAUUAGGACUGAUUUGGCGUUUAAGCACAUUUAUGUUGUAUAAAAAUGUUCGUUUUACAAAAUUAACUUUCGCAUAUUUCGCACGGCCAGGUCGCAUCGAUGAACAAGAACUGGCCGCUGUGGUCGCGAAGUGUAAUUUCUCGAAUUGGAUGUUCUUAUUCUUUCUACGCAGCAAUAUUUCCGAGUUUCUCUUCAAACGUGUGAUUUUUCAUUUGGCUAGCGAGUUGCCCGAUCCUGAGAAGGAUAACAGUAUUAACGCAUUCUUGGACAGGGAGCAUUCGGCUGCUAAGGCGGGACCAAGUGGAGUAGUACAUGCAAUGCAUCUAGAUGAAGUCGAUACGCCGCUGCUAAUUAGCAAAGACGGAGCUAAAGUUGAUUAGAACUCUAAAUGUUUUAUGGUAGGUUUCAUGCCAAUUUAGAUAUAAUUUAGAAGUCAACUACUUUUUUAUAAAGUGUAGAAUUUAAGUUUUCCAUGUUUAUUUAUUUCCAAUACUGUUAUUUUCUAACACUAAAUUUAGUUAAAUGAAUCGAAAUCAAAUAAAAUAAUUGAAUCUAAAGCUGA
This is a messenger RNA of Bactrocera oleae (olive fruit fly), 1999 nucleotides long. It is a transcript of the gene Inx7, whose product is annotated as innexin 7. NCBI's taxonomy places the organism in Eukaryota, Metazoa, Arthropoda, Insecta, Diptera, Tephritidae. The record is from RefSeq and is a predicted model, not a curated record. Gene Ontology annotation, cellular component: plasma membrane; gap junction. Gene Ontology annotation, molecular function: gap junction channel activity. Gene Ontology annotation, biological process: phototransduction.